AUGGCUCCGAGAAUGUCUUCCUGUAACGGCUCGCCGUUGACGACCUCCGACCUUGCCGCAACCUCAGACGAACUCGACUCCCAACCGAUGGAUCACGCCUUGAAGGCCCGGAAGAUGGGCUCCGUUUCCGCUAGACAGAGAAAGAGUCAAGAACGACAGCAGCAGCUGGCGCUGGACCGAGAGAGAUACGCGGAGCACAAGAGAAGGAUUCUGAUGUACGAUCAUAGGGUGGAUCGCCAGUCUCCAUAUACGGAUGACCUUGAACGCGAUACAGCAGAUGAGGGCGACGGGAGCGCUAGACAUUCUGAUCGAGAGUCUUCUGUCUCAACACUGUCGGAGAGAAGUGCACUGACGCCGGACGACAUGCUGCAGAAUCAAGCCAGAUUUGGCGGGCAACCCUCUACCGCCUCCCACACUAUCACGGCGCUCAAAAUCCAGAUACCGGAUGAAGAUGAAGUUCUCCAACGAAUGGAGCUGGACGAGAAUCGAAUCAUCAUCCCUCACUCCCCAAAACCACUGCUGCAGGCAUCGCUCGCUACUCUGUCUGACUUCAGAUACGACCGCUACUCGACGAUCCUAGACUCUCCACUGUCGGAGACACUCAGCCCUGACCUCGACACGGAUGAGACCUUUUCCCCAAUCGAGACAGCUACGCCUAUCUCCUACCAACAGCCCAAAUCGCGUCCGUCGCUGAUAUCCAUAGUCAGCAUAUCUCAUCGAGGCAAACGAAGGACAGCUUCUUUGCAGAGCCCACUGUCCCAGAUGGUGCCGCAGGCGGUGGAAAGAUCCGCGCAACGUCAGUCAAUAAGCAGUAUCCGCUCCGCCUUUCCCGCGGCUGAAGCCACGCUCUUCGAAGUGCCUAAUUUGCCCGAUAACGCUUUCGAGCUCAUUGCCACUGCUAGCCAAGAAUCCCUGCCAUUACCAUGCAAGGAAGUACCAAGGGCAAAAGCUGAACGAAAGCCAAGUAUGCCUCGUCUAUCGACAGCGUUGAGCCAUGCACGCAUGAGCAGCGUCAAGAACCUUAUCAAGACCCCCACAACUACUAUUCCUUCCGCGACGCAUCGGAGGUCGAUCUCUCGCCCCUCCAGUCACAUCAGCAGACCUUCGACCGCAAGCAUACCUGCGUCGGAGAGCUCUUCAUUAUCAGUGGCAGGAGCGGGCAACACCAUAACAGCCUUGCCAUCUCCGCCCACGCCCUCAGCUGAUGACGAGAUCUCGGAUCGCCUGGAGGCUAAGUCUGCUAUGCAAAGAAAGAAAUCCUUCUCUACCCUGAGAAGAAGAAGUGAGAGCAUUGGACAAGCGAUCAAAGGCCUCAGCAAACUCACACCCAAGCAUGACGUUCCCUUACCAACAACGUCCGGCCUGACGACGCCGAAGAAGGUGCAACAUUUCGAUCCUUCCGACUUUCCUACACCGCCUCUGCCUGCUCCGCGAAUUGCCAAGAAUAGCGCAAGCUCUUUCUCAUCUUCUCGAGCGUGGAGUAGCGGAGGGUUCGUUGGGCUAGGGCUACGAAGUGUCGAGGGUCUGGCGCAAAGAUAG
Messenger RNA from Cladophialophora yegresii CBS 114405, 1539 nucleotides. RefSeq lists its product as uncharacterized. The transcript has a single exon. The record is from RefSeq and is a predicted model, not a curated record. The coding region runs from base 1 to 1539 and encodes 512 amino acids. NCBI's taxonomy places the organism in Eukaryota, Fungi, Ascomycota, Eurotiomycetes, Chaetothyriales, Herpotrichiellaceae.